GCACUCGUAGAGAGGCGAAUUAGGUGACUAGACGAUUAACUUUCCACCAGCAACAGCAGCAGCAGAGUACCACCAACAGCAACGUCUAUGGAUCUAUCGUCUCCCUCUCUUUCUCUCUCCGCUGUCUGAUUCUUCUUCCCCUCAUCGCCGUUUCCGCAUUCACCGGACUUGCAUUCCAACCAGGGAAGAGAUCAAGUGUAUGUUCCAAAUUCCCUAAGAUAGUCUUACCCUUGGAACAAGUUGUCAUUGUUCUGUUCUUGGCUCUCAGAUUUUCUCUCCUAUCCAGGAAAAUGGCGGGCAGUCUGAAAUCGGAGAUGUCGCAGAAGACUAUUCUAGGUCUCCAAUUAUGGGAGCUCAUCUGCAUUGGCAUUGCACUCUUCACCAUCAUCAUCUUAACAGUCACCAUCUACCUCUCUCGUAAGAAGUCUUCCUCCACCAAAAGAAUCUCGCACCCGAACCUUAACCAGCAGCAGCUUCCGCUCUCUCAAAUCCCGUCUGUGUCCAAGGAGAUCAAGGAAGUCCGAGUGGAGCAAAUCCCAACCGAUGAGUUCGUCCCUCGUGAAGGAAUCCUUCUGACAAUCCAUGACAAGUCGAGCGAAAAGGAUGCCGAUAAGGUGCUCGUCCAUCUCGGCAUGCCCAAGUCCAAGAACGGUAACGGCAACGCCAAUGGCAAUGGUGACAACAGCAGUCACUCGGGUGGUUCCUUCCACCAAUACGACAAAGACGGCGUUGUUUCCCUCUCUGGUGAUCAAGACGGCAGCUCAGCUGGCACCGGCUACAGGGCUUCCUCUGUUGCUUCACAACACUACCCGAUCACUGCUCCUUCUCCGCUCAGUGGGCUCCCUGAAUUCUCUCACUUGGGUUGGGGUCAUUGGUUUACACUCAGGGACCUUGAAUUGGCUACCAACCGCUUCUCCAAAGAGAAUAUCCUCGGCGAGGGCGGUUAUGGAGUUGUUUACCGUGGAAAUCUCAUCAAUGGCACUCCCGUUGCUGUCAAGAAGAUUCUCAACAACUUGGGCCAAGCUGAGAAGGAGUUCAGAGUUGAAGUUGAUGCGAUUGGGCAUGUCCGCCAUAAGAAUUUGGUUCGUCUUCUUGGGUAUUGCAUAGAAGGCACGCACAGGAUGUUGAUUUAUGAGUAUGUGAACAACGGAAACUUGGAACAGUGGCUUCAUGGAGCCAUGUCUCACCAUGGAUAUCUUACGUGGGAGGCCAGAAUGAAAGUUCUCCUCGGCACAGCCAAGGCGCUUGCUUAUUUGCACGAGGCCAUUGAGCCAAAAGUUGUGCAUCGUGACAUUAAAUCUAGCAACAUAUUAAUCGAUGAUGACUUCAACGCCAAGGUUUCUGAUUUUGGGUUGGCCAAGUUGCUUGGAGCUGGAAAGAGCCAUGUCACUACUCGAGUGAUGGGAACUUUCGGAUAUGUGGCUCCUGAAUAUGCCAAUAGUGGCCUUCUGAACGAAAAGAGCGACGUUUAUAGUUUUGGGGUUGUGCUCUUAGAAGCAAUCACGGGAAGAGACCCCGUGGACUACAGUCGUCCCCAACAUGAGGUAAAUCUUGUAGAUUGGCUGAAAAUGAUGGUGGGGAGCAGGAUGUCUGAAGAAGUUGUAGACCCCAACAUGGAGACAAAACCAUCAACAAGAAACCUGAAGAGAGCCCUUUUGACUGCUUUGAGAUGCGUGGAUCCAGACUCUGAGAAACGACCAAAGAUGGGGCAAGUUGUAAGAAUGCUGGAGUCCGAGGAAUAUCCUGUUCCGAGAGAGGAUAGAAGACAUCGAAGAGCCCCGGGAGGUAGUAUGGAGAUAGAAUCUCAAAAGGAGAAUUCAGAUAGCGACCGUCCAUUAGCACCGGGAGGCGAGAGCAGGAGGUCUUAACUCUUGACUGAAACAAACAACGCGAUUCAUGGAGAGACCAGCUCACACACUUGACAAAAGCUACAAGAGCUAAGAGGGUGAGAUCUGAGAUGGAAGGGGAAUGGAGGGGGUGGAAUAACUGGUUACCAAUUCGUUUAUGUUCGUAUUAUUAGAGGAUCGAUUCUUGAGUUUGGUUUAUCUCGGUAUGUGCAUAUCGGUAUUGGAUAGGUUCAUAUGGUCAUUGUUCUAGUUUCUUUUGGUUGUUACCUUCGAGUUUCAUCAGUAGGAAGAUGGAAGGGUCCAUGAUGUUUUCUUUUCAAAUUUUUUCUUUCUUCCCCAUUUUGUUCAUAUAGUGAUUUGUAAUGGAAGGAGAAAUAUAAGUGGUAAGGUGUUGGUUCUACGUUGAUAGGGAAGGUAAACAGUGUAUGUGUGUACAGUGAAGUAGCAGAUAGGAGGACACCUGAAAUUUGUGGGGAGGGUUGGUGUUUUGUAUUUUCGGCCUAUUUCUUUUGUAAAUCGUUUUUUUGUGUCAAUGAUUUCGUAUUCUGCCACAUCGUUGACCCAACUAUCAAGUCUUUUUCAACUCCUCGUUCGUGGUUUCAUUACACUCGUAAAUUUCUAGAUACGAUCUUGAAAUUACAA
Molecule: messenger RNA, 2489 nt
Organism: Linum tenue
Lineage: Eukaryota; Viridiplantae; Streptophyta; Magnoliopsida; Malpighiales; Linaceae
Source: the annotation of a GenBank genome assembly